Fusarium keratoplasticum is the source of this 1143-nucleotide messenger RNA. RefSeq lists its product as uncharacterized. The transcript has 4 exons. NCBI's taxonomy places the organism in Eukaryota, Fungi, Ascomycota, Sordariomycetes, Hypocreales, Nectriaceae. The coding region runs from base 1 to 1143 and encodes 380 amino acids. The record is from RefSeq and is a predicted model, not a curated record.
AUGAAUUCUACGCAGAGAGUCAUUACCGACUCCAACAAGUCUCCGCUUGUUCAGGUUUUGACCAUGAUGUUUCUGGUCGUUGCCAUUCUCUCAUGCUUUGUGCGCAUGGGAACAAAGAUCCACAUGAUCAAGGCGUUGAGGGUCGAUGAUAUUCUCACCAUUGUCGCAACUGUUCUCUCGGUUGCCCAGUCCGCUGUCGUUUUUGUCGCAUGCGACCAUGGCCUUGGAAAACAUUUUGACACAUUGAGCACUGAUGAUAUCGACGUAUUCUUCAAGACACAAUAUGCCAUUAACGCCAUGCUCAUCGCCUCCCUCUUCUGCUGCAAGCUCUCAGGCACAAUGAGUCUCCGUAUCAUGGGCCAAAAGAGCCAGAAAUGGAUCUUUAUCACUUGCGAGGCUGUCGUCGGCCUCUGGGGUCUCACUGCCCUCAUCGUCAGCUUCUUCCAGUGCAGCCUUCCUUCUCCCUGGCUGUACGACGAUGCUGAAAAGUGCAUUAACCGUACUGCUUUCUGGACUUAUUACUCCAUUGCUAACAUCAUCACUGAUCUUGCUAUUGUGGUGGUGAUGUGCGAGAAUGUCAUGAAGAUCCGCACAUCACUGUCCAAGAAGAUAUUGGUGAUGAGUGUCUUUGGUAGUCGCAUUCUUGUCACACCUGCUAUUGCUGUCCAGAUCUACUACACCAACAGGGCCAUUGCCUCAAUAGACUUUUCCUUCUCCAUCUGGCAAGCCGCCAUCGCCAUCCAGCUGGUCCAAUGCCUCGCCAUCCUCACAGUCUGCGUCCCCAACUUCAAGCCCUUCCUCGACAGCCUAGAGUCGGGCCAGAUCCGGAUCGACGAUCUCCGCCGACAGGGCAAGUCGAGCAGCAACGGCUACCCAACCAACCGGGCGGGAUACGCAGGCUACAAAUCAGCCGAGAACAGCGCUAUGGGCAGCCGAUCACGAACGGCAAAGGAACCCCCCACGACCCAAUCGCAAGCAAGUCAAGUUUUUGAGAUGGUUGACCUGCCCAAGCACAGAACCAAGGCGGCUGGGGAUGCGACGUGGGAUGGGCAGAGUCGAACGAGCCACUCCAGCCAGACGAUUCUGAUUCACCAGACUUGGCAGGUGGACGUGGAGAACAUGCACGAGAGGGAGCGGGACUAA